This is a messenger RNA of Megalopta genalis, 1192 nucleotides long. RefSeq lists its product as uncharacterized. NCBI's taxonomy places the organism in Eukaryota, Metazoa, Arthropoda, Insecta, Hymenoptera, Halictidae. The record is from RefSeq and is a predicted model, not a curated record. Gene Ontology annotation, cellular component: plasma membrane. Gene Ontology annotation, biological process: sensory perception of smell; detection of chemical stimulus involved in sensory perception of smell. Gene Ontology annotation, molecular function: olfactory receptor activity; odorant binding.
AUGAAAUCGCCAAGUACAGUCAGCAAAUCUGUUAAGUUCGGCCUUCAUUUCGCCGGUAUCUGGCCAGGCACACCACUCCCAGGUUUGCACAAAAUCCUCUGGGUGAUCUUCAUGGUUCUGUUUCAAGGUUAUCAAUACAGAUAUAUAAUAACACGAUUCAAAUCUGAAAGUCUCGAAGCUCUGAUCGACAGUUUGACCAUCGUUUUGCCGUACUCUUUAGUAUCAAUUAAGCUGACUGUUUCUUGGAUACAUCACAGCGUCUUGUGCAAUCUUUUAUCCACAAUGGAAGAGGACUGUGAGAAAUAUGCGGCCAUCGAUACAAAUAAGUUAAUACCGAAAGCGGCAGAGCUUUCCUAUCGUUUAACAACCAUAACCGUUGUCCUCUACCCAGCAUCAGCGGGCUUCUAUGCAGUCGGUACUUUCGCGUUCCAACAAAGCAAUGAUUCAACGGCACGCCGACUUCUUUUGAACAUGGAUCUGCCAUUCGAGACAAACGAGUCACCGGUUUACGAGCUUGUGGUAACAACACAAUUUCUCUUUCUAACGUCAUCGGCAUUUACCUUUGGCAUCUUCAGUGCUCUUCUUUUGAUGAUGACGCUUCAUCUGGGGUGUCAUGUUGAUAUUUUGUGCCACACCCUAUCGGAUCUAUCUACGAUCAAUAAUGAGCACAUACGGUUCUUCAUCAGCAGACAGCAAGAAAUCACCUUGUUUGCAAAGCGGGUUGAACAGCUCUUUACGUACAUAUCUCUUAGCCAACUCUUCUCGAACACUUUGAUUACAUGUUGCUUAGGUUAUCUUAUUGUUAUUACGCUAAAGACCGACGGUGGACUUUCUAUGCUGAUCAAAUCUGUACUCUUCUAUUACGUUAUUUGCCUAGAAGCGUUCAUAUACUGCUUUGCUGGAGAAUAUCUCGACAUUAAGAGCAGAAUGAUCGGCGACACAGUGUAUGGAUCACUUUGGUACAACAUGGAACCGAUUAAGAGUCGGCAACUUGUGCUUUUAAUACUAAAAGCUCAAAAAGGACUGCCUCUGACUUUUGGAAAGUUUUCGAACCUUAAUUUGGAAAGCUUCUCCAGUAUCAUGAAGGCGUCAGCGUCUUACAUGUCAGUACUUCUUGCGAUGUCCUGAAAUUUAAAUUUUGCAAGUAUUGUACAUAUAGCAUACGACAAUUUAAAAUUCAAAAUUCAAGCAA